AUAUAUCUCAGACACUGUUGUCUUGUAAACAUUUGAAUUCGGUUGUAAGAAAUUGUUGCUUGUUAUGUCUUCAUCUAGUCGACGAGCCAAUCUCAAGAUUGGAAUGGGUUCUGUGGUAUGCGAAGAGGCUAUUCUAAAGGGAGACGUAACGAUUGGUCCCAGAACAGUAGUUCAUCCCAGAGCAAAUAUUAUUGCUGAAGCUGGUCCAAUUAUUAUUGGCGAAGGGAACAUAGUUGAAGAGAUGGCAACUAUAAUUAACAGGAUAUCGUCAGAUCAAAAUGUCACACCUGUUCAAAUUAUUGGAAAUUACAAUGUAUUUGAAGUGGAUAGCACUUGCGAAGCAUCAAAAGUCGGUGAUAACAAUAUACUAGAGAGCAAAGCAUUUGUUGGCAAAGAAGUGGAAAUAACAAAUGGUUGCAUCAUUGGGACCAGUGUAACCAUAUCUGACCAAGAAGUUCUACCUGAAAAUACAAUUAUUUAUGGCAGUGAUUGUCAAAGGAGGGAAAUGAAUGACAAGCCAUUUCCUCAAAUCGGUCAGCUGGACUAUCUUGUGAAAAUACUACCCAAUUACCAUCACAUUCACAAACCAAACGUGAAACCUCAUAAAACUGAACCAUCUAUUUGAAACUCUUUUUUUAAAAUCUUUGAUCACCUUCUUAAUGACUGUAAGUUUUUUUACAAAAAUCGCUGCUGAUAUCAUGAUCAAGCAAUGAAGAAAUCUGCUUCCCAAAUUGCCCCGACGCUUGCUAGAUGUCACUGUAAUUUAAUAAUUUCGGUAAAAGACAUUUACUUACUACAAAAUCGUUACAGUAUUAUAUCAAUGGGCGUCCCAAUGUCUAAAUCAAAUUUUAA
Molecule: messenger RNA, 852 nt
Organism: Copidosoma floridanum
Lineage: Eukaryota; Metazoa; Arthropoda; Insecta; Hymenoptera; Encyrtidae
Gene: DCTN6-p27
Product: dynactin subunit 6
Biological process (GO): mitotic spindle organization
Cellular component (GO): dynactin complex
Molecular function (GO): dynein complex binding
Source: RefSeq, a predicted model, not a curated record